GCAUAUACCCCGUUCAUUGUUGUCUCUCAUCUCAAUCCUGCACAUACGCUUGCCUUUGAAUUUCCAUCUUGUUGCAGUCAUGAGGAUUACACUUCCCACUCUCUCUCUUGCAUUUGCACUUGCACUUGGUGUAGCUGCUGACUAUCAAACCGUCAACUAUGACGUUGGCAAUAUCAGCGCUAUUCUAACGACCCUCGACAACGACGUGCAAGGCGUAGUAGCCGGCACGCCUGGAUUAGGCUUUGCCCUGCAAGUGGAGCAGGACGCUGUUGUUCUCGACAAGAAGAUCCUCCAGACCAUUCAAGAUAUUAACGCAUCUCCUGCAUUUGGUACUGGCGGUUCUCUUGAAGUCGGGAUUAGCCUGCUCGCUCUUGAACCAAAAAUCAAUACAACACUUGCGGAUGUCGCCAGUAAGAAUAAGGCAUUCGGCGAUCUGGGAGUAAUUGUACUGGCUUCUUUGAAGCAGUUGAAAAAGGAUACCGACACCCUGGGACAACUCAUUGUACCUAAACUUGAUGCACUUGAACAAGCCCUCGCCCCAGCUAUUAUCAGCGGUAUCGACAAUGCGUUCGCCAAUGCACUUGCCGCAUAUCAGACAUAGGUCCGUGUUUUCAACUGUCUUUUGGGAACGAGGAACCCCGAGUUCGCGUCAAAAUACUUUACUCCUAUCGAAAAUAAUUUCAGUAUCGCCAUUCUACGAAUAACCUAA
This is a messenger RNA of Talaromyces proteolyticus, 709 nucleotides long. RefSeq names its product hydrophobic surface binding protein A-domain-containing protein. The transcript has 2 exons. Bases 80 to 601 code for a protein of 173 amino acids. NCBI's taxonomy places the organism in Eukaryota, Fungi, Ascomycota, Eurotiomycetes, Eurotiales, Trichocomaceae. The record is from RefSeq and is a predicted model, not a curated record. Gene Ontology annotation, cellular component: extracellular region.